Messenger RNA from Halichondria panicea, 1623 nucleotides. RefSeq names its product rab GDP dissociation inhibitor beta-like. Gene Ontology annotation, biological process: small GTPase-mediated signal transduction; vesicle-mediated transport; protein transport. Gene Ontology annotation, cellular component: cytoplasm. Lineage: Eukaryota; Metazoa; Porifera; Demospongiae; Suberitida; Halichondriidae. Gene Ontology annotation, molecular function: Rab GDP-dissociation inhibitor activity. The coding region runs from base 121 to 1446 and encodes 441 amino acids. The record is from RefSeq and is a predicted model, not a curated record. The transcript has 14 exons.
CUAAUCGUCAUAAUCACAUGUCAUUUGCACUAUCAAUCAGCAAAACACCUUUUAGCUAGCUAGCUAGCUAUAAAAUCCCUGGUCUCUUAAUUCUUUUUAAAAGGCAGUUUUUCAGUUGCAAUGGAUGAGGAGUAUGAUGUGAUCGUGCUGGGAACCGGGCUAAAGGAGUGCAUUCUCAGUGGCCUUCUCUCCGUGUCGGGGAUGAAAGUACUCCACAUGGACAGAAACAAGUACUACGGAGCGGACAGUGCCUCUCUGUCCCCACUGGAAGAGCUGUACAAGCAUUUUCAAAAGGGAGAUCCCCCUGCUGAUUUCGGGCGUGGCAGGGACUGGAAUGUUGACCUUGUCCCAAAGUUCCUCAUGGCCGACGGCCAGCUGGUGAAACUCCUGAUUCACAGUGGAGUCACCCGUUACCUGGAGUUCAAGAACGUGGAGGGUAGCUACGUCUACAAGAAAGGUGGCAAGAUUCACAAAGUGCCCGCCUCUGAAGCGGAGGCCCUCACAAGCAGUCUUAUGGGACUUUUGGAGAAGAGGCGUUUCAGGAAUUUCAUGUUAUGGACCGAUGACUUCAACAAGGAUGAGCCUGCCACUUUCAAAGGUAAUGAUCCCCAAAAGCCAAUGAAAAAUGUCUUCGAAAGCUUUGGACUUGAUGGCAACACGCAAGACUUUAUUGGCCAUGCCCUCUGUCUCUAUAGAGAUGACGAGUACAAGAGUAGACCUUGUGUGGAUGCAGUGGAGAGGAUCAAGUUGUACACUGACUCAUGGAAACGCUACGGCAAGUCCCCAUACCUCUAUCCACUCUACGGGCUGGGAGAAUUGCCUCAGGGAUUUGCAAGGCUGAGUGCCAUCUAUGGUGGGACGUACAUGUUGGACAAGCCAAUCGAGGAGAUUGUGUAUGAGGGAGGGAAAGUGGUGGGCGUCAAGUCACAGGGAGAGGUUGCCAAGUGCAAGCGUGUGAUUGGAGAUCCCAGCUAUUUCCAAGACAAGGUCAAGAAAGUGGGACAGGUUGUCCGCUGCAUCUGCAUCAUGAAGCACCCCAUCCCCAACACCAAAGACUCCGCCUCCUGCCAAGUGAUCGUACCACAGAACCAAGUCGGGCGCAGCUCAGAUAUCUACGUGUCUGUUGUGUCCUUUGCCCACUGUGUUGCCUCCAAGGGCUACUACAUCGCCAUGGUGAGCACCAAUGUUGAGACAGCUAAUCCUGAGGAAGAGCUGAAGCCAGGACUUGCCAUUCUUGGACCAGUGUUGGAAAAGUUUGUGAGUGUUACUGACUCUUUUGUGCCGACUGACAAUGGACUGGACAGCCAGGCGUUUGUGAGCAAGUCAUACGAUGCCACCACACACUUUGAGACCACCUGCGAUGAUGUGUUGGACAUCUACAAGCGUGUCACUGGGGAAGCAUUCGACUUCUCCAAGGUAACCACUCAGGUGGAAGCUGCCCAGUAGUAGAAAAGAAGAACACUUGUACCAUAGGCAAUUUAUAGUUGAAGACUGUGUUUAUUUGAGAUAUAGCUUAUACUGUUUGCAUAUAAGACUCUCAACAACAAUUGGUUUAUAUUGGUAAUGUGUAUGUUAUAAUAGUGUGUGUUUACUUCUAUAGAGAUGAGUUUUUGUGGUUUUUGA